GUGGGGUGGAGAAAGAGAACUCCUUGGAAAGAGAGUUGCCUUUCCCACAAGAACUUGAGUAAAUAAAGAACAGGCAAUCUGCAAAGCUAUAGCAGGCUAAAGAAUUACGUCAUUUGGAGUGCAAUAAGCAUCUCAGGUAAGCAAAAUGGAAUAUGGGGAUAAGCCUAUCUUAAGUAUUGUGUGUUGAAAAAUCCUUUACGUGAAGGCCUUGCUCUGCCUUUAAAACAAGUUAUUUGCUCUUAUCAUUAGUUUUGUCAGUAUUUCCUACUGGCCAUAGAUUCUUUCAUAGGAAGAAUGCUAGGGAGUGGAUCUGGAUAGAGAAUGGUAUGAGUACGGCUGAUUCACAGGCUCGCAGCCAGAGCCAGCAAAAGAACGUGGAACUCCAUGCAGAGAAGGUUGUGGCACAAGAGCGGUCAUCCAGGAGCACAUGCACCACCCAGAACUACAGGGAACAGAAAACAAUGCAAAGGGACUCCUGAGAGGUGGGGGGAGCCCAUGGACACACAUGACUAGUUCAAUAACCAGUUUGUUACAUGAAGCCAUCUAGCAUACCAUUCAAACGAACAGGUAAGGUCUAAAGAAAGGUAAAUUCAUUCCAGAGGAACGCUCUGGGUUCACAAGCCUUAAUCUUCAGGAGCCAGGAAGGUGUCUGCAAAGACAGCCGUUCUUUAUCGAAGGAAAAUAUCUUUGGAAUUAUGUCCCACACAGAAGCUCCCUUUGAAAGCGCCGGUAUCUCCAGGGAGUUGUGCAGAGCGGUCUGGCUGAGCUGUGCCCGCUGCUGCUUUAAGGGAGAACACACGAGUCAGCAGUUCAGAAAUUGGGAUCCAGAGACACAGUGUUGUCUCUCUUGAGAACUCUGUGCUUCAGGCUUUCUGCAUUUUCACAGAUAAACCAGCCAGGUGAAGCAAACAAAGACUGCAUUGAAAACAGGCUUUCAAUGCCUUUUCUGCCUUUCAAUGGCAGAGCCUGAGUUGUCCCAGUUUUUGUCCCACAGAAGUCAAGGUGAACGAAUUAAAAAGCCCGUCCCUCUUCAAGAGCAGACUGUUAAAGAUGCAAAGGGUCGAUAUCAGCGUUUUCAUGGAGCAUUUACUGGUGGCUUCUCUGCUGGUUACUUUAACACUGUUGGCACAAAGGAAGGAUGGACACCUUCAGCUUUUAUAUCAUCACGGCAGAAGAGAGCAGACAGAACUGUUCUUGGACCAGAAGACUUCAUGGAUGAAGAGGAUCUUAGUGAAUUUGGGAUAGCACCAAAAGAUAUUACAACCACAGAUGAUUUUGCAUCCAAAGCUAAAGACAGAAUAAAAGAGAAAGCUAGACAGAUUGCAGGAGUCGUUGCUGCCAUUCCAGGAACUAGUGCAUUUGAUGAUUUAAUAGGACCAUCAAAAAUAACAAUUGGAGUUGAACUGUUGCGAAAAAUGGGUUGGAAAGAAGGACAAGGAAUUGGACCGCGAGUCAAGAGAAAGCCACGUAGGCAGAAACCUGACCCUGAAGUGAAAAUAUAUGGUUGUGCAUUACCACCUGGACUCUCGGAAGGUUCUGAGGAUGAAGAGGAUGAGUACCAGCCAGAGAAUGUGACGUUUGCACCAAAAGAUGUAAUGCCUGUAGAUUUGACUCCAAAAGAGAAUGUCCAUGGACUUGGCUAUAAGGGCUUGGACCCCUCCCAAGCUUUGUUUGGUGCUUCUGGAAAAGAACACCUUAAUCUAUUUGCAGCUGAUUCUGAAGACCCAAGUAAUUUAAUUGGUGAUGUGAGAAACAAUAGAAGAAGAAAACUAGGUAUCACAGGCCAGGCUUUUGGUGUAGGAGCUUUAGAGGAGGAAGAUGAUGAUAUUUAUGCAACCGAAACAUUGUCAAAAUAUGAUACGGUUCUAAAAGAUGAAGAACCUGGAGAUGGCUUGUAUGGCUGGACAGCGCCUAAGGAGUAUAGAUCCAAAAAAAGGUCUGAAACAGAAGUUAAAUAUAUAGGCAAAAUCUUGGAUGGCUUUUCCUUGGCAUCAAAGCCAUCAGCUCCAAACAAGAUUUAUCUGCCACCUGACCUGCCACGAAAUUACAGACCAGUCCAUUACUUUCGACCUGUAAUAGCAGCUGGGAAUGAAAACUACCGUUUACAAAAGGCAUUAGAGGAAUCAACUGGAAAACUGGGGAGUGACACAGCACAGCAAAGCAGGCAUGCACUGAAUGCGUCUCAGAGGAGGGAACAACUAGGAGAGACCGUUCUAAAAGGUCCAGCUCCUUCUGUUUUGGAAUACCUAUCUGAGAAAGACAGAGAAAGACUUAAAGUAGUAAAGCAAGCAUCUGAACAACAACUGAAAGCGAAAAUGUUGCCUCAGCAGCCACGGAAUAGCAGAUUCCAGCCAGCCUCCCCAAACGAUGCUUCUCACAAAUGGCAAAUGUUGUUGGGGGGACAGUUAGCAAAUGCUGGUUCUAGUGACUUCAAACCAUUUGCAAAAGAUCCAGAAAAACAAAAAAGAUAUGAAAGUUUUGUGAAAAGCCUUAAACAAGGAGAAAAAGUGGAUACGUUGGAGCGUUACUUAGACCCAAGUAUGACUGAAUGGGAACGAGGGAGAGAACAAGAAGAAUUCUUCCGUGCAGCAAUGUUCUACAAGUCCUCCAGCUCAACGUUGGCAUCCAGGUUUACCCGGGCCAAAUACGAAGAUGAUGUUGACAAAGUUGAAGUUCCUCGGGACCAGGAGAAUGAUGUUGAUGAUAAGGAAUCUGCUGUGAAGAUGAAGAUGUUUGGCAAACUCACAAGAGACAAGUUUGAAUGGCACCCUGAAAAGCUGUUGUGCAAAAGAUUUAAUGUUCCCGAUCCAUAUCCUGAGUCUUCCAUUGUCGGUUUACCAAAAGUGAAGAGAGACAAGUAUUCUGUAUUUAAUUUCUUAACUGUGUCUGAGCCUACUACAUCUGUAACUCAAGAAACAAAUGAAAGAAAACAAGAGAAUAAUAGUGUGAGCAAACCAAAGAAACCUUCAAGAUGGGACAUGUCAGAUAAAGAGAAGGAGAAAAAAGAUUCCAUCAGUGAAUUCAUUAGUCUUGCCAGAUCAAAAGCUGAUCUUCUGCAGAAGCCACCAGUGCCAACAACAGAAGAAAGCGGAACAAAGGCAGGUGAAGCGCUUCCCAGCGAGGUAGCUAAUGAGGAUAAGGAUCAGGAUCAGGAAGAAGAAAGCAGACCAUCCAUGGACUUAUUUAAGGCCAUCUUUGUGAGUUCCUCAGAUGAAAAAUCAUCUUCUGAGGAAGAGAGUGAUGAAGAACAGCAACCAUCUACUUCAGGAAUAGAUUCAGAAAGCACCAGACAAGCUGAUCCACCUGAUAGUAGUUCAUCUAACAUACAAGACAACGUGGCUGUUAAAGCUGAGCCUGCUGUUUCUUCAUUGCCUAUUCCAAAGCAGGAACAGGAUGAUGCAGAGGAAUUUGGACCAAAGUUGCCUCCGUCUUUUUUUUCUGGCUCUACAUGGCAACAAGGAACAGCGGUGCCAGCAAGUUCUCCAGGGCCUAGUAGGAAAGAAAAACAUAAAAAGAACAGAGAGAAACACAAGACCAAGAGAGAACACAAGCAUAAAAAGGAAAAGAAAAAGAAACAUAGGAAACACAAAACCAAAGGAAAACACAAGAAUAAAAAAUCAGAAAAAGACAGCAGUUCUGAUACUACAGACAGCAGUGAUAGCCUUAGUGAUAUAGAUACCACAACCUUGUCACCUAAAGAACUUCUAAGAAGAUUGAAACAACUUCAGUAUUGAAGAAGCAUCUUACUUUCUUCAGUGCUGAAUGACUUUUAGAUCUCAAAUUUUUGAUCUCCUCCAUGAUGGUAGAUCAGUCAUGUAUAUAUAUACUUUGAAGCAUUGUAGAUAAUGUAUUCAUAUUGAAUUUGUUUGAAAGUAAAUGUUUAUAUGUUUAUUUUGUGAUGUUUCAUAGGAUAAAAAUGUAAUGAUUAUGGACUGUUGAAAAAGAUUCCUUCUGUGCAGCAAAAUGUGAAAUAUUGCAGGUUCUGUUUUAAUUAACACAAAGCAAGAUAUUUUAAUAAACCAAGUACUACAAAU
Molecule: messenger RNA, 4034 nt
Organism: Numida meleagris (helmeted guineafowl)
Lineage: Eukaryota; Metazoa; Chordata; Aves; Galliformes; Numididae
Gene: GPATCH1
Product: G-patch domain containing 1
Exons: 23
Coding region: 957-3734 (925 amino acids)
Biological process (GO): mRNA processing
Cellular component (GO): nucleus
Molecular function (GO): RNA binding
Source: RefSeq, a predicted model, not a curated record